Messenger RNA from Musa acuminata subsp. malaccensis (wild Malaysian banana), 2707 nucleotides. NCBI's taxonomy places the organism in Eukaryota, Viridiplantae, Streptophyta, Magnoliopsida, Zingiberales, Musaceae. The record is from RefSeq and is a predicted model, not a curated record.
UACGCUGACUCCCGGUCGUCUUACUCCCCUCGCCCCUUUUCGGCUCCGCUCUGUGCCAUCAAGCUCGCGUCCCGAGCCCUCCACGAGCUCACGCCCAUGUCGCCCGCUUCCCCUUCUCUCCCAUCCUCAGAUCAAAUCGCGUCAGAUUCGCGGCUCAAAUGGCGCAAGCGGAAGCGGAAGCGCGACGCCAACCCCAGGCGGCAGAAUAUGCGGGACGAUGAGGAUGACGACGACGAGGACGCGGCCGCUGCCGCGGAGGAGGUGGAGGAUGACGGCCGUGAUUCCCCCGCAAUCCUGGCCGCCGCUGACCCCGUCCUCGACCUCCGUGAGUCCGAGGUACUUUCCGGCGGUGGCCACCGGGUCUCCGACUUCCCCUCCGCCGUCCGCCGCUCCGUAAAUCGCCCCCACUCUUCCGUCCUCGCCCUCGUCGCUGCCGAGCGCUCCAACGCUGCCCGCUCGUGGGCUCCGCCUUGUUUGGAGAACAUCUCUCACGGCCAGUUGCAGGUCCUCUCGGUGGUGCUCCCCGAUAACCCUUCGCUGCAGCAGCAGCCGGACCUUGAUAAUUCUUCGUCUUAUGUCUGCACCCCUCCGCCUCUCAUGGAAGGGAAGGGAGUAGUGAAGCGGUUCGGCAAGGAGCAGCUCCUCCUCGUUCCAGUGCACUCCGACUGGUUUUCAGCCAGCACUGUGAACCGCUUGGAGAGGCAAGUGGUGCCGCACUUUGUUACCGGAACGUCCGGCGAUCACACCCCAGAGAGGUACAUAGGCCUUCGAAACAAGAUAAUUUCCAAGUACCUGGAAAAUUCGGGAAAGAGGCUAUCUUUUGCUGAUUGCCAAGCAUUGGUUCCGAACAAUGAACUUUAUGAUCUUAGUCGGAUCGUGAGGUUUCUGGACCAUUGGGGAAUUAUUAAUUAUCUUGCGGCUUCUUCAGUUCAUCGUGGGCUGAGGAUGGCUGGGUCACUUGUUAGGGAGGAAGCAAGUGGGGAGCUACAGCUUCAGACAUCACCAUUGAGAUCAAUAGACAGUUUGAUGCUGUUUGACAGACCAAAAUGUAGCCUAAGGCUAGAGGAUGUUGCUUUCCUUUCUCAUUCUGCAUCAACAGAUUCUGAUGCUGGUAUUGUGGAUUUGGAUGGUAGAAUUAGGGAACGGUUUGCUGAACACUCCUGCAACUUCUGCUCUUGCCCCCUGACCAGUUUGCACUAUCAAUCACAGAAGGAGGUGGAUAUCAUGCUUUGUGCAGACUGCUUUCAUGAUGCAAAAUUUGUCACUGGUCAUUCAAGCCUAGACUUCACAAGAAUGGAUUCGAAAAAGGAUAAUUCAGAUAUCGACGGGGAUAGCUGGACAGAUCAGGAAACAUUGCUGUUACUUGAGGCUUUAGAAAAAUAUAAUGACAACUGGAAUGAAAUUGCAGAAUAUGUAGGCACCAAGUCAAAGGCACAAUGUAUUUGCCAUUUCCUUCGCCUUCCAACAGAAGAUGGUCUAUUGGAAAAUGUUGAACUUCCACAUAUGCCGACCAUAUCUGAUUCCUCGAUCAGACAUGAUCCUGGGCUUUCAAAUUCAAAUUCUAAUGGUAAUGUUGAAGGAUUAAGCAAUGGAGAUUUCACUACCACUAACCAGCUUCCUUUUGCAAAUUCUGCUAAUCCAGUUAUGUCCUUGGUUGCCUUUUUAACCUCUGCAAUUGGACCAAGAGUUGCAGCAGCCUGUGCAAGUGCAGCACUAUCUGUCUUGACUAGAGAGGAUUGCAGAUCUGAUGGCUCGCAUACUGAAGUUGGUAUUCAUAGACCACAUGCAAACUUGGGCCAUCAGAAAGAUGGAACCGAUGGUCAAGUGCGACAUGCUAAAAAUGGUGCUACUUCUCCUGCUCCUGACCUUGUGAAAUAUGCUGCCAUGUAUGGUCUAUCCGCAGCUGCAGUGAAAGCAAAACUAUUUGCAGAUCAAGAGGAGCGUGAAAUCCAGAGGUUGGCUGCUACUAUCAUAAAUCACCAGCUGAAGAGGUUGGAGCUGAAGCUGAAACAGUUUGCAGAAGUGGAAACCUUACUGCUCAAGGAAUGUGAACAGGCUGAGAGGAUGAGACAAAGGCUUUCGGCUGAACGGGUCCGUAUGAUGUCCACCCGUAUUGGAUCGACCACAAAUAAUAUACCAUCAUCGGCAGGAGCGACAACCACAGCACCAGCUGCUGUAAAUGCAAAUUCCGGACAGCCAGCCUUGUCACCCUUGGUCGGACAGGUGAAUAUGCCACAAGCUGCGUACGACAACAAUCUCCCGGGCCAUCAUCAGAUGCCACUCGUGCAACGGCAGCAAAUGUUUGCAUUUGGUCCCCGGUUACCUCUCUCUGCAAUCCACCCUGCUCCAGGCUCCUCUCAAAAUGUUGUGUUCAAUUCUGGGAUAGCAAAUAGUUCUGCUACUAACCCUCAUCCAUCACUAAGAUCCUCAUCAGGCAACAAUCAAACAUAGAUCGAAGAAGCUGUUUCGUUGAUUAUAUAGAUCCUUGUACGUUGUUAGCAUAGUCUAACAAAAUUCGCAAGUCAUAGCUUUGAUCUUGUUAUCUGCCGGCCAGCUGACAGCCGCUCAUUAUCUGUUUCAUGGCUGAAUUGCCUGACCUCAGGGUUCGCCAUUGCCCAUUUCUUUUGGUACUCCACCACAUUGAGCUUCCUGUUGCAAAAUGAGAUCUUUGUUUAUUCUUGGUUCUUCAACAACAAGAUGAAUCACC